Messenger RNA from Alternaria atra, 606 nucleotides. RefSeq lists its product as uncharacterized. The coding region runs from base 1 to 606 and encodes 201 amino acids. The record is from RefSeq and is a predicted model, not a curated record. Gene Ontology annotation, cellular component: mitochondrial inner membrane. The transcript has 3 exons. Gene Ontology annotation, molecular function: S-adenosyl-L-methionine transmembrane transporter activity. NCBI's taxonomy places the organism in Eukaryota, Fungi, Ascomycota, Dothideomycetes, Pleosporales, Pleosporaceae.
AUGCAGCAUGCGCUCGACCCCAAGCAAGCACCACCACAAGCAUGGGUUGAGUCGCCAUACUUGCGGUCACUCAUAGCAGGCGGCUUAGCAGGCACAACAGUAGACCUCUCCCUCUACCCGCUCGACACGUUAAAAACCCGCCUCCAAUCCGCGUCCGGCUUUGCCGCAUCCGGCGGUUUCAAUGGCAUAUACCGCGGCGUAGGCAGCGCAAUCGUGGGUUCCGCCCCGGGUGCCGCCCUCUUCUUCAUAACCUACGACACGAUAAAACGAUCUUUUUCACAGAACAGGCCUGCUACAAUCAAGUACAACGCCGAGGGUAAACCGUACAAAGAGGAUUGCGGGAGAGGUAGCGGCGUGCGCUGUAAGGGUGCCAACGGAGGUUAUCAAGCAGAGGGCGCAGGCGAGUCAGCACCCGAGUUCACGGGAGGCGCUCGCGUUUGUGCUGAGGCAGAGAUAUACGAAGGGUUUGGCGCACGUGUGGAUGGAAUUGUAUCGAGGGUGGUCAAUAACGAUUAUCCGGGAGGUACCUUUUACGGUCAUUCAGUUCCCGCUUUGGGAGGCGUUGAAGAAAUGGCGGAUGGCAAGGACGGGCAGGACCGAGGUUAG